CCAGGCACUUCCGGGAGCGCCGCGUGGAGUUGGUCGUUUUCGCAGCUUUCAGUAUGGCGGGCCUUGCUGACCCUCCCGGGCCGAUGCUGUCUUUGAACCCGCAGGAAGACGUAGAGUUUCGAAAGGAGGUAACGCAGGUUCGCCGGCGCGUAACCCAGCAACAAAAGCAAGAAAAGCUUAAGCGUGGAGUAAUCUAUGUUGGCCACCUACCUAGCACACUUGAUGAAACUCAGAUCCAAGCUUAUUUCUCCCAGUUUGGCACUAUUACAAGAUUAAGACUUUCCAGAAGUAAAAGGACUGGAAAUAGCAAAGGCUAUGCCUUUGUGGAAUUUGAGUCUGAUGAUGUUGCCAAGAUAGUUGCUGAAACAAUGAACAACUACCUUUUUGGUGAAAGACUUUUGCAGUGUCGUGUUGUGCCACGUGGAAAAGUACAUAAAGAACUUUUUAAGGGCUGCAAAACGCCAUUUAAACAGCCAUCACAUCCGGCAGUGAAACGGUAUAAUCAGAAACGGACACUUACACAAAGACUACAGAUGGAGAGGCGAUUUAAAAAGAAGGAAAGGUUACUCAGGAAGAAAUUAGCGAAAAAAGGAAUUGAUUAUAAUUUUCUUCCUUUGGUUUUACCUAAGGGAAAGAAACAACAGGUUUCGGGCACUACUGAGAAGACUGUGGAUAGCCAGGGCCCCACACCAGUUUGUACACCAGCAUUUUUGGAGAAACGAAAAUCUGAAGUGGCUGCAAUGAAUGAUGAUGAAGAUAAUGAAAUAGUUUUCAAACAGCCCAAAUCCAGUGUAAAAGAAGCACAAGAGACUCAAACACCUACUACACGUUCACAGAAAAAAAGACGAAGAAAAAGCAGUCAGUGACUCAAUAUACUAUGCAUAGCAUUUCUUCUGAAAAGUGCAGUUUUUGUUUCGUGGGCUGAUUCUAUGCUAGGUACAGUGAAAUGCAACCCUUGCCAAGGUUUUUUUUUUUUUCUGAAACAGAGCCUCCCUGCUGCCCAGGCUAGAGUGUCAAGGUGUCAGUUCACUCACACUGCUCAGACUCCUGGGUUCGAGUGAUCUUCCUGCCUCAUUGCCCAGCUAAUAUUUCUGCUUUUUCCUCUUCAUAGAGCUGGGGUCUCACUUUUGCUCAGGCUGGUCUCAAACUCCUGAAGUCAAAUGAUCCUCCUGCCUCUGCCUCCCAGAGUGCAGGGAUUAUAGGUAUGAGCCACCAUGCCCGACCCCUUGACAGUUUUUGUAGGAAAAACAUACUAUUUGGUCAAGUCAGUAAGGAAAGCUACUUGUAUUAUUUUGGCUUAUCUGUCCUUUCUAAAGUACAGGGGUGCAUACCAGCUUGCAGUGGUUGGGCUCACAUUCCCUCUUUUUCCUGGUCUCUUCUAGUUUAGAUUUCACAGCUUUCCCUAAUUACUUUGGCUAGAAGGCUUACCAUUAACUGCAGGUUUAAUUUAAGUACUAAACUGCAGCUGUUUUUCACUACCAGAUAAAAACCAUUAUCGUGCUUGACCGCCUACAUCAGGCGUCCUCAAACUAAUUUUUAAACGGGGCUAAUUCACUGUCCCUCAGACCAUUGGAGGGCUGGACCAUAGUUUAAAAAAAAAAAACAAAAAAACUAUGAACAAAAAUUCCUGUGCACACUGCACAUCUUAUUUUGAAGUAAAAAAACAAGACAGGAACAAAUACAAUCACACUGCCUCAUGUGGCCCACGGGCCGCAGUUUGAGGACGCCUGACAUGGUUGUGCACUUUUCACCCAGGAGGAUACUUUAGACCAGGGGUCCUCAAACAUGGGACGAUUGAAACUGGAAGUUAAAUUGUAUGAGGAAUGAAAAGGAAUUUUCAAUUGUUACUGCUGAUUCAUUUAGAUAAUAGUUCGAGUGUUAAUGAAGAUUCAAAAAUGACUGAUCUUUACCAUAAAAAUCAGUUAGCAUUUUAUAUCAGUAUCAUCUAUGGGGAAUUUCAAGAUUCAAACAAUGAUCAGCAAAUAAACUUUUUCUUAUAAAUUAUUGGUAUGCGUGUGGACUUAGGAGUCUUGGAAAAAUAUAGUGAAUUUUCUCCUCAUCUGUUUCUCAGUUUCUGAUACACUUAAUGUAUGUUUUUUGUACUGCUAAUCCAGAUUCAUUUAAAAUAUUGCCACCAUGUGUUUUUUUUUUCAUCUAAUAUUUAAAUCUUUAAGAUACUGGGCUAGGUGUUUCGAUGGAAAAUGCAAAACAAUUGAUAUUAAAUAUAUACAAAGAGCAGAUUAUACCUGAGAUACAGAAAAUGUUUAGUAUGUAUUUGUCAAAUGAAUGGCUCCCUUUUUUGAACCAUGUCUGGACUUUGUGGACCUGUUUUUAUUGUGUUUUAUUAUUGGUUUUGAGACAGCCUGGCUCUGGUCACCCAAGGUAGAGUGCUAUAACAUCAUCACAGCUCACAGCAACCUCCAGGGCACAAGCAAUCCUCUUGUCUCAUCCUCCCACAUGGCUGGGACUACAGGUUCCCACCGUAACCUGGCUAUUUUUCUAUUUUUGUAGAGACAAGGUCUCAAUCUUGAUCAGACUGGGUUCCAACUCCUGAGCUCAAGGGAUCCACCCCCCUCAGCCUCCCAGAGUGCAGUCGUGAGCCACUGUGCCUGGCCAACUUCGUGGAUCUGGAUGUCCCUUUGAUUUCCCCUUCUGGGAAAGUACCAUAUAAGCUCUCUUCCUUUUAUCCAAGGGAUAUGGGCAUUCAAAUGCAUGUGGCAAGGUGAAGUGAAUGUUUCCGCCUUCCUAAACUGUCAUCCACCAAGUUAAGACGGAGCAAGUGAGUUGAAGUGAGGGCAUAACUAAAAGCUGUGCAAUUAGUUUGACCACAACUAUGUAGAAGUAAUUUUUUUUUUAAUGGAAAGAUACAGAUCAAUACUAAUGCUGUGAAUAAGGUUUUUCCUAAUUUUUAACAAUAUGUUUCUUUCAUAUACUAUGUAUAAUCAGAACAAAAAGCAAUAAAGGGAAAAAAGGAAUUCAUAAACUACUUUCUGUAGUAGCCAGAUACUUCAUAAGCUGCAUGUUGGCCAUCAAAUGUAGGGAGUGUCAAAUGAAUAAAUGCCUCCAAAGGGUGUUUGAAUGUCAAACAGUGAAUGAAAGUUGACAGAAAUUCGUGAUGGAGUUUUCUGUUGCUAGCAUUGUUUGAACUGCAACAUGGCCAUAUCCAAGGCGACAGAUCACUAUGGCUGGAAAUUGUCCCUGGCAGAUUCGUGAUGGAAAACAAAAAACUAGGGUAGACUGUGGUAAUAUGAAUUCCACAAUCCCUUCAGUACAUCAGAGGAUAUUUGUUACUCAAAGACUGACUCAAGUUAGACACCUUAGGGCAACUGUCCUCUGUCGAGUGCCUGUUGCAGACUGCUGCUAUUCUUAGCCCAAGAAUGUUAAUUUCCCCUUAAUAUAGGCAGAAUAAUCACAUGGUGGUAAACUAGUCUGCAGGCCAACUCUGACCCACUGCCUGUGUUUGUAUUGCAUUUUUAAGUGAUUGGGGGAAAAUGAUUCAUAGUACAUGAAAAGGAAUUCAAAAGUUAGUGUCCAUAAAUGUUUUAUGGAAUAUAGCCACAUUCACAUACUUACAUGUGGUCUGUGGCUACUUUUGUGCUGUAAGUUCAGUUGUGACAGAUCUCACGUGGUUCUCUGCUUAGCAG
This is a messenger RNA of Nycticebus coucang (slow loris), 3644 nucleotides long. RefSeq names its product nucleolar protein interacting with the FHA domain of MKI67 (gene NIFK). The coding region runs from base 54 to 866 and encodes 270 amino acids. The record is from RefSeq and is a predicted model, not a curated record. The transcript has 6 exons. Gene Ontology annotation, molecular function: RNA binding. Gene Ontology annotation, biological process: maturation of LSU-rRNA from tricistronic rRNA transcript (SSU-rRNA, 5.8S rRNA, LSU-rRNA). Gene Ontology annotation, cellular component: nucleolus. Lineage: Eukaryota; Metazoa; Chordata; Mammalia; Primates; Lorisidae.